Canariomyces notabilis is the source of this 858-nucleotide messenger RNA. RefSeq names its product iron sulfur cluster assembly protein 1. Gene Ontology annotation, molecular function: 2 iron, 2 sulfur cluster binding; ferrous iron binding. The coding region runs from base 210 to 836 and encodes 208 amino acids. Lineage: Eukaryota; Fungi; Ascomycota; Sordariomycetes; Sordariales; Chaetomiaceae. Gene Ontology annotation, biological process: iron-sulfur cluster assembly; intracellular iron ion homeostasis. The transcript is spliced from 5 exons. The record is from RefSeq and is a predicted model, not a curated record. Gene Ontology annotation, cellular component: mitochondrial matrix; cytoplasm.
AAGACCGCUCACGGCCCCAGAAUCGCCUCUUCAAUCGUCAUGGACAAGUCCCGCAUCUUCCAUGAGUUUUUGGCAAAUGCAAUCUUUCCUCCAUCCAGCACACACUCAAACUCCAUAUCCCGCUGACAUCUUUCAACAACUUCCACUUCGACACCGCGAAUUAUCACUAAGAACCGAGAACAACAAGCAAAACUCACAUCUCUCGCGAAAUGCUGUCCAGAACAGUCCGCGCUGUCUCCAGCCGAGCUCUGGCUGGCUCGAUCCGACCGCUUGCCACUCCCGUGUCGCGACAGUUCGCGCCGCAGAUUGCCCAACCCGCAGCAAAGCGUCACUACCAUGAGAAGGUCCUUGACCACUACUCCCGCCCCCGGAAUGUCGGAACAUUAGACAAGAAAGACAAGUCGGUUGGCGAAGGAUUGGUGGGAGCGCCGGCUUGCGGUGACGUUAUGCGGCUUCAUAUCAAGGUCGAUCCCGAAACCCAGGUCAUCAGCGAUGUUCGAUUCAAGACGUUCGGAUGCGGCUCCGCGAUAGCCUCCUCCAGCUACCUCACAGAGCUUGUUCGGGGAAUGACCCUUGAGCAGGCUGCGAAGGUCAAGAACACCGAGAUCGCGAAGGAACUGUGCCUCCCGCCCGUCAAACUUCACUGCAGUAUGCUUGCUGAAGGUAUAUUGCCCAUGCGAAAUGUCAGACUUGGUUCAUCAUUGCCGCAUGACGCUAAACAGAUAUCACUAGACGCCAUCAAGUCUGCCAUCAACAACUAUUACAAGAAAAACCCCAACGUGAAGCCGACCAAUCUGGGUGGGAGGGAGUCCAAGAUGGAUUCAGUCGCAGCAUGAGCAUUCUUAGCACCAGUUGCUG